Folsomia candida is the source of this 2977-nucleotide messenger RNA. RefSeq names its product alpha-N-acetylglucosaminidase (gene Naglu). The record is from RefSeq and is a predicted model, not a curated record. Bases 284 to 2653 code for a protein of 789 amino acids. NCBI's taxonomy places the organism in Eukaryota, Metazoa, Arthropoda, Collembola, Entomobryomorpha, Isotomidae. The transcript has 15 exons.
CAGACGGUUUCUAUAUUUUACACUUAUACUUCGUGUAGUAAAUAUGGUACAACAUCACCACAUCUGUCAGUUUUGAACGUACAUAUUUGUACCUCAAGGAUUGCAAAAACGUCACACGCAUAUUUAUUCUUCUUAAGGUUUAUUUACAAGCUGUUAAAAAAUAUUAUUUUAAAAUAUACACGACCAGUAUUUAAUUCUGUUGGGCUGUAUACAAACUGUAUGUAAACUAAAAACAUUAAACACUGUGCUAUAUUCAUUCAAUCAAUGCAUAGCUUCUCAGAAUAUGGAGAAGCCAAUAAAGUUAGGACCAACGCAACUGGUUAAAGUUAUUCUCAGUACACUUGUAAUACAAAAUUCCAUGUGCGCUGUGACGGAAGGAAAUUGUGACAACGAAUUUAAGUUACUGGCCAAUAGCGACCAGAAUAAAAAUAAUGGUGGAAACCUCAAGUAUUUGCGGUCCCAAGUUCCCUCCGAUAUUCAGCAAGAAACGGCUCAAAUGGCAAUGAAACGCAUACUUGGACCAAUCAGCCAUAAAAUUUCAUUGAAAAUUGAUCCAUCCCUCACUACGUCGGAAUACAGAGAUUCAUUCCUUGUGUCGUAUGAUGAACUCUCCGGACUGAUAUUAAUCACUGGAACCACAGGCGUUGCUUCACUGUAUGGUUUAAAUGAUUUCUUGCGGAAUCAUUGCUCAUGUCUGGUGGUUUGGGAGGGUGCUCAGCUCAGCUUACCCGAUCCUCUUCCUCAAGUUGUUUAUCAAAAAAUAAUCGUGGACAGGUUUAGAUACUAUCAAAAUGUGUGCACAGAUAGUUAUUCUUUUGUUUGGUGGGAUUGGGAUCGAUGGGAGAAAGAGAUUGACUGGAUGGCUUUACAUGGGAUUAACAUGCCUUUAGCUUUCACUGGUCAGGAAGAAAUUUGGAGACGAGUGUACACAAAGAUUGGAUUGUCACAGGCCGACAUUUCUGAGUAUAUUACGGGGCCGGCCUUCCUUGCUUGGUGGAGAAUGGGAAAUAUACAAAAAUGGGGAGGACCAAUUCUGAACACAUUUUUACAACGCAAAUUGGAUUUGUUACAUAAAAUUAUUUCUCGAAUGAGAAACAUGGGAAUGAUUCCGGUUUUACCGGCGUUCGCAGGAAAUGUCCCUUUAUCCAUUCAAAAAAUAUUCCCCAACGCUUCCUUGAUCGAACACAAGCAUUGGAAUAGCUUUAAUAAAUCGUACUCGACUUUCAUGUUAACACCCACGGAUCCUCUGUUCACAAAAAUUGGACAGAAUUUCCUACACGAGUUAACAACGGAAAUAGGGACAAACCAUAUUUACAGUUGCGACACGUUUAAUGAAAACGACCCCCAAGGGAAUUCUUCUGACUUUUUAAGAAAUGCAGCCAAAGCGACUUAUGCAGCAAUGACCAUAGUUGAUCCCAAGGCAGUUUGGAUGAUGCAGUCAUGGGUCUUUCACUCAUCUUUUUGGACCAAUGAAUUAGUGGAAUCAUAUUUGAGCGGAGUAGAUCUUGGAAAUGCGCUGAUUCUUGACCUGGAAGCGGAAAGAAGGCCACUAUAUUCAAAAUUUAAUAAUUUUUAUGGACAUGCAUUCAUUUGGUGUAUGCUUCAAAAUUUUGGUGGGACAAGCAACAUCUAUGGAGCCCUGGACUUGGUCAACAAUGGGAUAUCAUUUGCCAGAGGAAAUGUGACUGCCGACAAACUUGUUGGGAUAGGUAGCUGUCCAGAAGGAAUUAAUCAGAAUUCUGUAAUGUUCGAGUUUUUACACGAAGCAAGCUUGCAACUUGGUCAAGUUAAUGUAACUAAUUGGAUUUAUAAGUAUUCAGAUCAACGAUAUGCCGUCACGAACGAUUAUUUAUACAAAGCUUGGAAGCGUUUAAGGGAUGGGCCGUAUAAUGCUCCACAAGCAUAUGACAAUCACGGUUAUUCAGUAGUUACAAAACGGCCAUCACUAAAACUUUCAAAACAAUUGUGGUACAAUCCAGAAGACAUGCAAAAAGUCCUUGAAUACUUCCUCACAGCAUUAAACAGUUCCUCCGCUCUCAAAGAUUCUGAAUUGUACAAACAUGAUCUAGUGGAUUUUACGAGACAAUUCCUUAACAUCCUGGUCACAUUUAAUUAUAGAGGAUUGGUCAACAGCUAUCAGAAGCAGAGGCUGGAAAAAUUUACACAUUAUGCCACGGCUAUUUUAGACAUUUUUAAUGAUCUACAAACAAUUCUACAAACAAGCAAAAACUUUUUACUGGGUAUUUGGGUGAAGGCAUCCGAAACUUGGAGUGACAAUGCGAAGGACAAAUUGGAACUACGAUACAAUGCCCUCAAUCAGAUAACGCUGUGGGGCCCAUCCGGAGAAAUUUCAGAUUAUGCUGCUAAACAGUGGGCUGGCAGUGUCGAGCAUUAUUACAAACCUCGCUGGCAUAGCUUUAUCAAUGCACUAAACGCCUCCAUGCACAGCGGGAUUCCAUUUAAUUCCAAGAAGUUCAAGAAAAAUGUCAUGAAAAAUGUAGAAAUUCCGUUCACACUCUCGAAUUAUUCAUUUCCAUCUACACCAACCGGUGAUUCACUCCUUGAAGCCAAGCGGAUUUAUGGAAAGUGGAAUAUAGUUUUCUCUCAAUUAAACACUAAAAUGCGUAGACGCAGAAAGCAUCAAAAUAGAUGAAUAAAUUUUAAAAUCAGCCCCUGAGGUGGGGAUGGCCAUCCCCACCUCGGGGGUUGGUAAUAGUAGUCCACUCAAUUAGGACACAAAUUUAGAAGCGGACGCUGUCCCUGAUUGAGGCUAAAUGAAGUGUGUACUAAUAAAAUCAAAAGUUGUCAAAUAAUAAAUAAUUGUUAGAUUAUUGAAUUUGGUGAUCCAUUUCGAUAAUCAUGAGGUAUCAUUGGCAUUCGUCAGAAUUUUGCACAUCUUUGAAACGUUCUAAAUAAUACAAAAUUUAUAACUUAUUUUCAUAAUGGUUCUACAAUUCCGAAUAAAGUUGAGCACUUA